This is a messenger RNA of Rattus norvegicus (Norway rat), 3516 nucleotides long. RefSeq names its product UBX domain protein 8 (gene Ubxn8). Gene Ontology annotation, biological process: ERAD pathway. The record is from RefSeq and is marked provisional. NCBI's taxonomy places the organism in Eukaryota, Metazoa, Chordata, Mammalia, Rodentia, Muridae.
CAAGACCAGAACCUCCUCAGGAGCAGUGGAGUUCGUUUACUGUUGCUGGGCUCUCUUCUCCUUACAGGUAGUGACUUCCUUGGAGAGUGAAUUUUUAUUUGCGAGUGGUUAUCAAUUGGAGAUCAUCUGGGUUAGGGAUGGAGAGAGGAGUCCACUUCUUUGGGCCCUAGGACCUUAUCUGGUGACGAUCCAUGCAGGCCCUGUUCAGGCUGCCUCAGUUCUCCCAGUUCAUGUUCAUCGACCUUUUUUGAUUUAGAGGGCCUUGUCUUCUUGGUGUUCUUCAUCCCUCUGGUUCUUAAUCUUUCUGCCUCGGCUCUGAGGGGAGGAAUUUGAUAGACAUCCAUUUAGGGCUCACUGUUCCAAGGUCUCUCUCUCAUGCUCUUCUGUAUACCUUUUCUCUCUCGUUGUUUUUUUUUUUUUUUUUUUUUUUUUUGUUUGUUUUGUUUUUGUUUUUUUUUUUUCAACACAGGGUUUCUCUAUGGAGAUCCACCUGCCACUGCCUCCCUCGUGUAAGAUUAAAGGCAUACUCUAACCUUCACACUUCAGUCCGGAAAUACUUCUCCACACUGCACAAUGUGGUUCUGUAGCACUAUAUACACACAUUCUUUAUAUCAUGGCACCAGACAUCAUAUAGUCUCUGUACAGGACAUCUAUCCCAGAGCUGAGUCUGUUCGGGGCAAAAACCAAUGACUUACACAUACUUGAAGCCAGGUACGCUGUGGGACAUAAUAAGUGGAACUUGAGUUAAACUUGAAACGUGAUUGUGGUUAUUGAGGGUUGAGGAUUUGCAAAGUCAGUGGGGAGGCCCUCCACACCUGAGCUCUAAGUUACCAGAGCUGAGUCAUGGAGUGAGAGUGAAGUCACUGUGAGGCCGAGGUUAAGUCAUAACAGUAACACAUGUAGGCAAACUGACAGGGAGGACAGUAAGGGGGAGCAGGUCUAGGGGGAUCUCCACGCGGGGGUGGGGCAGGAAAGGCAUUCAGCAGCAGGCCCCACUUUUAAGCUUCUCGAAGGACCUGUUAGGGAGAGAAGAUGCUUAAUAACUUGUAAGCUAGGAACCAAAAGCCCAGUUACCCCCAAGUGCCGCAAGGCCACGGGGCCUCGCAGAGUCAACUGCCCCUUUUAAGUCAUUUCAGUCUUCUGAGUACCAUCUUUUAGACCUGCACAGUGGGACAAUCCAGUCAUCGCGGCCAUCAUCAGAUCCACAGGACAAGGACCUCCCUGGACCUUCCCAGCCGAAAGAGAUGACCCGCGCCGUCUGAGCACGGGCUAUGGGUUUAUCUCAUUCAGGCCCACGCCCCAGCCUCAGGGCCUAAAAUCCUCUCUCGGUCCCUCACAGCGGGAGCCCUCCGCUCCAAGCUCGCGGAAGGCACGGCCGGAAGGGGCGGCCCUACGCCCGGUGAAUCCUUCUCGCCAUGGCUUCUCGUGGCGUCGUUGGCAUUUUCUUGCUCUCUGCUCUCCCUCUCUUGUGUCUGGAGCUCCGGCGCGGGAUCCCGAGUCUCGGAAUUAAAGAUCUCAUUUUGCUCAGUGGCCGGGUAUUCCUACUGCUGGCCCUGCUUACGAUCGUCAUUUCCGUGACCACCUCCUGGUUUAGCUCACUUAAACCUCCCCAAGUUCAUCCGAAAGAAGGAGAAGAAGAGAAUGCGAAAAGACAAAAACUCGCGAGGGAGAGGCAACAAGAAGCCCAGGGUGAGAAGGCCAGCAGAUAUAUACAGAAUGUUUUAAAGCCUCAGCAGGAAAUGAAGUUGAAAAAACUGGAAGAGCGGUUUUACCAGAUGACGGGGGAGACCUGGAAGCUGAGCACCGGCCACAGACUGGAGGAGGAUGAAGAUUCGGAGUUUGAAAAUUCAAGUCAAGCGUCUUUUGAAACAGUUAACGGAGAGGCAGCAAGAAGACAGAACUUGCCUAAGUUUUUGACUGAAAUUUCACCACCCGCUCAGCCGCCCUCAAGGAAGGAGGUUCCUGACUUACCUGAAGAACCAUCAGAAACAGCUGAAGGGGUGGUUACUGUUGCCCUCCGAUGCCCAAGUGGACAUCUUUUGAGGAGAAGAUUUUUCAAGUCGUGGAAUUCACAGGUCUUAUUUGACUGGAUGAUGAAAAUUGGGUACCACAGAUCCCUAUACGGCCUCUCCACUUCCUUUCCCAGAAGGCCUUUGGAAGUGGGGGGAGGCUCGUCACUGGAGGACAUAGGAAUAACUGUGGAUACUGUACUUAAUGUGGAAGAGAGAGAGCAGAGCAGCCAGUAAGGAGAAGUACCUGAGUCCUUCAACACAGUGCUGUUCACAGUAAAGCCAUGCUGUACCUUGAGCUCCUCUUGUCCACAGGCGUGUACUGCGGAUGAGGACCGCCAUGUGAUGGUGUGUGUCUCUGUCAUCUUAUAAUGUGAAGAGGUAAAAAGCACAUAUCGUAAGACAGGCAGGCAUCUGAUGUUACUGCCUCAACUCCCAGGAUUUCUGAGUUAAUUAGACUAUCUUCAAACCAAACCAAACCAAACCAAACCACACCACACCACACCACACCACACCCUAGCUUAUGUAAGAACUAUGAUUUCUGCUUGAGUCUACCUUACCAUAUACUAUUUCACAAUUCAGUCAAAAUCUAAGGAGGAAUGUAGAUUCUAUUGUAUUUCUAAAAAUUUAAAGAAAUUCCACAGCCAACUGAUCCUAUAUAAUUUUGACUUAAAUCUGGAGAUAAAGUUUGUAUUACAUGAACUUUGGGGAAUAUAUUGAAACUGCAGUAAACAAGGCCAUUGUUCUAAGUGCAUUUGAAAUGUGAGCUGUUGUUUGUGUGUGUACUGAUGCCCUUAGCAGAGCAUGUCAACCUGUGGGGUCCUGUGGGGCUCCAAACAACCCUCUCACAGGGGUGCACCUAAGACCAUCUGCAGUAGCAAAAUUAUUUUUUUUUCUUUUCUUUUUUUUGAAGCUGGGGACUGAACCCAGGGCCUUGCGCUCGCUAGGCAAGCACUCUACCACUGAGCUAAAUCCCCAACCCACAAAAUUAUUUAUAAAGUAGCGACAAAAUAAUUUCAUGGUUGGGUAUUACCACAAAUGAGGGCCUGUAUUAAACAGCCUCAGUAUUACAGAGGUUGACAACUGCUGCCUUAGUCUGUCUUAAGGUAUAUUUCUUAAUUUUUUUGGAGAGAGUUUCAUGUAGCCUUGAAUUUCCUGAUCCUCUCCUGCCCCCUUCCAAGAUCCUGGGAUUACCAGGCUGAGCUACUGCAUCCCGUUAAUGAACCGGUAGACGGACCCUUGUGCCUCAUCAUGCACGGCAAGUACGCUAUAUCAAUUGAGCUCCUUCCCAGGCCCCAUGAUUUCUAUCCUUCAAUUUCCAAACUACCCAAGGCUCUACUUGUGGUGUGUGUCUUCAAAUCACUCUACAGACAGAUGUUAAGUAAACCCUGGCGAUGGUAUGCAUGACCUCGGAAUCUCAUCAUUACCACUGCUACUAAACAACAAACAGGUCAAUUCCCACCUCUAGGUCAAAGGAGACAAUCAGCUUUUAAAGUUUCUUGUGUUA